This is a messenger RNA of Penicillium argentinense, 354 nucleotides long. RefSeq lists its product as uncharacterized. The record is from RefSeq and is a predicted model, not a curated record. Bases 1 to 354 code for a protein of 117 amino acids. NCBI's taxonomy places the organism in Eukaryota, Fungi, Ascomycota, Eurotiomycetes, Eurotiales, Aspergillaceae. The transcript is spliced from 2 exons.
AUGCACUUCAGCACCAUUAUCAUCUCUGCCAUCGCCCUUGCUAUGGGUGCAUCCGCAAUGCCCGCUCCUCCUGCAGACACCCGAUAUGCGCAACUCCGUCUUUUCGGGGAACCCGGCUGCUCGGCGCAAAAUGAGGGAGAGCUCGGUGUCUACGGCGACUAUGUCAACAAAUGCAACACUUGGGAUGGCACGACUGUCAAGUCCGUAAGCUUCGAGUACGCCAUCAACAACUGCCAACUGCGCGUCUACAGUGACGUUACUUGCCAUCUGGACCGACAUCACGUUCCGGUGAAGACCUGCCUUUCCGGUGAUAAGAUCUACCGAAGCUACGAGGUUCUUUGCGACCACCUCUAA